Molecule: messenger RNA, 3211 nt
Organism: Rhinichthys klamathensis goyatoka
Lineage: Eukaryota; Metazoa; Chordata; Actinopteri; Cypriniformes; Leuciscidae
Gene: akap1b
Product: A kinase (PRKA) anchor protein 1b
Exons: 11
Coding region: 196-2727 (843 amino acids)
Molecular function (GO): RNA binding
Source: RefSeq, a predicted model, not a curated record
GCCUUUUGCGCGUUAAAGUCAACUCGCACCUUCAUUCAGCUGAAUUAUGUACCGAGACACAUGGACGAGUUGUUUCUGUGAACUCAUGGAUAAUUCAGGUCCUCACUGAAGGAGCACUCGGUGGAGGGUUACCCCGGUGAAAUCGUUUUAAAGUCAAGAUACUUGAAGCGGUGUAGCUGCUAGGGUCUAGAGGAGAUGCCACUGAGGUUCCGGUCCUUUGUUCCGUAUACGCUUCCUGGAGUGCUAGCGCUCAUAGGCUGGUGGUGGUACAUCUCCCGCAAGAAAGAGCGAAUCACCAGCCGGGACAGUGAGGAGGGGUCAGUUAUGGGCUUGCGGACCUCCUCUGGCGAGGGCAGCAAUGGGCUGGUCGACAAGAGCUGCCCCACAGCCAGCAGCACACACCGUAGAACCAGCCGUGACAGAGUCAAGGCCAAAGAGCACAGACCUGUUGAGCAGGAAGUUGUAGCGGAGAUUCACACACCAGUGCUAAAAGCCACUGCAGGAGAGGUUCUUGGCGCCCCUCCAGUUGUCUUGGCAAGUGGACAGCUAAGCACUCCUCAGAGCAGUGCAAAAUCAUUUCCCCCACAAAGCCACCCAGAGACCACCAGGCAGACGACUCCUGUGUCAUCUUCAACCCCAACAAAAACAGUGGAGGAGAGCCCUAAUCACAAAGAACCAGAGGCCGCCACUGACACCAAACCUUCAAAUCAGUUUCCGCCAGAUCUAGCAAGUGCUGCUUCAAUCAAGAAGCAAGUCGAAAACCAACCACUAAUUAGGCAGCGUCCCGCAGAGCUAGCCAAAGCAGAGCGGCCUGAACCUGAGGGAGAGGUGGCCACUGAAACCUCGGCACCGACAUGCGCUCAGAAUCUGCCAGCUGACAUUUCAAAAGAUGAGCUGGCCUCCGUUGCGUUGUCAACGGAAGGCGAGGCUGUCUUGCUGGAGACCUGCAGCCCAAAAACACCUCUGACUCUGACCUCGUUCCCCAACUCCACCAGUACACCCCUCUCGGAAAGAUCAACUGAGCCCCAGCACCAUGAAAACGGAGACCUGGGCCUGCCGGUUGAGACCAGUCCAGACAUGCAGGAGCUCCAGCGCCUCGCGGCGGGGCUGAUCUCUGAGGUCAUCUCAGCAGCCACCCAGGAGGUCAUGGCGGUCAGCAGCUGUGAGUCCUGGUACAGCAAGGGCUCUGAAGCUCCUGACAGCAGCACGCCGGCUGUAAAUGGUAAGGAAGUAGAGUUGUGUGUACCUCCUGAAAGUACGGAAAGUGAAGAGUCUCGGGCCGCACAGAAAGCGGAAGAGAUUGUCAAUGGUUGUCUGGCACCUUCGCUCUGGAAGAUGCCAGAGAAUGAGAAGGAAAAAGGCUUGUUGACUGUGCCGUCUGGGGAACAGUUGGAGUCAACGCCAGUUCUGGCCAAGCUGCAGGCGGAGGAAGCUCUGGUUGAAGACUCGGGAUGUAGCACUUGCCAAUCCGAGGAUGGCGUCAGCAGUGAGGACCUCCAUAGCACGGGAUUGUCCUCGACAGUUUCUGAAAGCAAGGAGGACCUCAUUCAAAUUUCAGGGACUUGUAGGGCCUCAGAGGGUCAUGGAGAUGGACUGCAGGAGAGUCUUGUUCUAAUUGCUCCUCAGGAGUCUCCGCUUACUGCAGAAAAUGUUGCUACGGUUUGCGAAGCAGCACGGUUGAAUGGAACAGGCCUCAGGAAUGGCGCCGCUAGCGAGGUAGAAGCUGACCAAUCAGGAGGUUCAGAUGUGAAUAGCAUGGAUUCAGUGGACAGCUGUUCCACCUUGGGGGUGGGAGACGGCCAGCCGAGUGGCAGCCAGACCUGUCAAUCACAGAGCUCAGAUCUUAUUGUGUGGGAGAUUGAGGUGCCAAAGCAUCUAGUGGGACGGCUAAUCGGCAAACAAGGGAGAUAUGUGAGCUUCCUGAAGCAGAGCUCUGGUGCUAAGAUCUACAUUUCAACCCUGCCUUACACUCAAGAGUUUCAGAUCUGCCAUAUAGAGGGAAGCCAGCAGCAGGUAGAUAAGGCGCUGGCCUUGAUUGGGAAGAAGUUUAAAGACUUGGACCUGACCAACUUGUACGCCCCACCGCCCCCACCACUAACGCUGCCCUCUCUGCCCAUGACUUCCUGGCUUCUGUUGCCCAGUGGGGUGACAGUGGAGGUGAUCGUGGUGAACAUUGUAUCAGCCGGUCACCUGUUUGUCCAGCAACACACUCACCCUACGUACCACGCACUGCGCAGUCUGGACCAGCAGAUGUUUCUGUGCUAUUCACAGCCCGGCACUCCCCCAUUGCCAUCACCUGUUGAAGUUGGAGUGAUUUGUGCGGCCCCUGCUGUUGAUGGAGCCUGGUGGCGAGCGCAGGUCAUCUCCUUCUACAAAGAUUCAACCGAAGUGGAAAUUCGAUAUGUUGAUUAUGGAGGCUACGACAGAGUCAAAAUUGAAACGCUUCGACAGAUCAGAUCGGACUUUGUGACAUUACCGUUCCAAGGAACAGAAGUGUUAUUAGACAACAUUGCCCCACUUCCAGGAGAGGAUCGGUUCUCAGCAGAGGCCAAUUCUGCGCUGGAGGAGAUGACAAGAGGGGUUCCAUUGCUGGCACAAGUCACCAACUACGACAAUAACACAGGACUUCCUUUAGUACACAUGUGGAACAUGGUGGGAGAGGAGCUGGUCCUGCUCAACCGCACUUUGGCAGAGCGAAGUUAUGGCACCUGGGUGGACAGUUUCUGAUCCUCCAGAGAUCCCUCGCUCUCCUCUCCUCACUCACCUCAUGGCCCACCUGCCCCUUAAUUAUCAUCACUCAUCAUGAAUAUCAGCAGGUUCUGUCCUCCUCACCCACCGUGUCCACCACCACCUCCUACAUGAAGUGCGCAUCACUGGCUCUGGGAGUUUCUUUUUUCGGUUCGCUGUCCCCUCCGUCCUGCCUUUUUCUAUUUUCAUUUUUUUUCUUUCUAUCCCCUUACGUAAGAAAUCAAUGUACUGUAUGAAAGAGAAAAAAACGAAGAGGGAGCUAAGCGUCAAUGACUGAACCACCAACAAGGACUGAAGUUUUCUUGACUGUGCUCCUGUACAUUUAAAUAUUGUAACUAAAUAAAGGUUAAUCAUGUUUUCCGUCCGAUCAGACUCCUUCCAGCACAAAAAAACAGACUGUGGAUUAUCAUGCCGUGGAUGAAAAAUCUGUAGUGAUAAGAAAAAAGUACAUUUGUGAAGAUAA